Messenger RNA from Capra hircus (goat), 8181 nucleotides. RefSeq names its product membrane palmitoylated protein 6 (gene PALS2). The record is from RefSeq and is a predicted model, not a curated record. The coding region runs from base 330 to 1994 and encodes 554 amino acids. Lineage: Eukaryota; Metazoa; Chordata; Mammalia; Artiodactyla; Bovidae. Gene Ontology annotation, cellular component: cell-cell junction; plasma membrane. Gene Ontology annotation, molecular function: protein binding. The transcript has 13 exons.
CCGGGCGGAGGCAGGGCUGGGGGCGCGGGGCCCCCUCCGGCCGCCGGCACCCUCUGCGGCGGGAGUGACGUUAAGACUUGAAUGGAGAGCCGUGCUGGGGGCGGUUGUGGCCGUGACAGACACCUUCGGGGUCGGUCCCCAGCGGGGGCGGCUCUGCCGGCCUCUCGCUGCCUCCCAAGCUCCGAGUUCUUGUGGGAGGAGGCUUUGGGCAAGUACUCCUGCCACUUCCGAGGCACGAGACUCCAGUUGUUUGGCCAGAGUGGUUGUGGGCCGAGCACACGCUGCUCCGGAGGCGUUUGCGGCUGAGGCAGUGCUUUCCGAUUCUGGCAAUGCAGCAAGUGUUGGAUAACCUUACGGAGCUGCCCUCAUCUACAGGAGCAGAAGAAAUAGACCUAAUUUUCCUCAAGGGGAUUAUGGAGAAUCCUAUUGUAAAAUCACUUGCUAAGGCUCAUGAGAGGCUAGAAGAUUCAAAACUAGAAGCUGUCAGUGAUAAUAACUUGGAAUUAGUCAAUGAAAUUCUCGAAGAUAUCACCCCUCUAAUAAAUGUGGAUGAAAAUGUGGCAGAACUGGUUGGUAUACUCAAAGAGCCUCACUUCCAGUCACUCUUGGAGGCCCAUGAUAUUGUGGCAUCAAAGUGUUACGAGUCACCUCCAUCAAGCCCGGAAAUGAAUAAUUCUUCUAUCAAUAAUCAGUUAUUACCAGUAGAUGCCAUUCGUAUUCUUGGUAUUCACAAAAGGGCUGGGGAACCACUGGGUGUAACAUUUAGGGUUGAAAAUAAUGAUCUGGUAAUCGCCCGAAUCCUCCAUGGAGGGAUGAUAGACCGUCAGGGUCUGCUUCAUGUGGGAGAUAUCAUUAAAGAAGUCAAUGGCCAUGAAGUUGGAAACAACCCAAAGGAAUUACAAGAAUUAUUGAAAAAUAUUAGUGGAAGCGUCACCCUGAAGAUUUUACCAAGCUAUAGAGAUACCAUUAUUCCUCAACAGAGUUGCAUCAGUAUGGAGAGGCAUCCAGCACACGUCCGUCAGGUUUUUGUGAAAUGUCAUUUUGAUUAUAAUCCAUACAAUGAUAACCUGAUACCCUGCAAAGAAGCAGGAUUGAAGUUUUCAAAAGGAGAAAUUCUUCAGAUUGUAAACAGAGAAGACCCAAACUGGUGGCAGGCUAGCCAUGUAAAAGAGGGAGGAAGUGCUGGUCUCAUUCCAAGCCAGUUCCUCGAAGAGAAGAGAAAGGCCUUUGUUAGAAGAGACUGGGAUAAUUCAGGACCUUUCUGUGGAACCAUAAGUAGCAAAAAAAAGAAAAAGAUGAUGUAUCUCACAACCAGAAACGCAGAAUUUGAUCGUCAUGAAAUCCAGAUAUAUGAGGAGGUAGCCAAAAUGCCUCCCUUCCAGAGAAAGACGUUAGUAUUGAUAGGAGCUCAAGGUGUGGGACGAAGAAGCUUGAAAAACAGGUUCAUAGUGUUAAAUCCCACUAGAUUUGGAACCACAGUGCCAUUUACUUCACGGAAACCAAGGGAAGAUGAAAAAGAUGGCCAAGCAUAUAAAUUUGUGUCACGAUCUGAGAUGGAAGCUGAUAUUAAAGCUGGAAAGUAUUUGGAACAUGGGGAAUAUGAAGGAAAUCUCUACGGAACCAAGAUCGACUCUAUUCUUGAAGUUGUCCAAACUGGAAGAACUUGCAUUUUGGAUGUCAACCCACAAGCCCUAAAAGUGCUGAGGACAUCCGAGUUCAUGCCCUAUGUUGUGUUUAUUGCUGCUCCAGAACUAGAUACCCUACGUGCCAUGCACAAGGCUGUAGUGGAUGCUGGUAUCACUACCAAACUUUUGACGGACUCUGACUUGAAGAAAACAGUGGAUGAAAGUGCACGGAUUCAAAGAGCAUACAACCACUAUUUUGAUCUGAUCAUCGUCAAUGACAAUCUAGACAAAGCCUUUGAGAAACUGCAGACUGCCAUAGAGAAACUGAGAAUGGAGCCACAGUGGGUCCCAAUCAGCUGGGUUUACUGAUGAUUCAGUAAGGUUCACAAUUCAAAUAAAACUUUCCAAAAAGUGACUGCAACAAAUAAACCUUCUACUGAGAAAAUACAUGCACAGAUAGAAGAUAUCUGCCAAGUCCAAGCAUUUUUAUUGUGUAGAUUGAAAUACCAGUACACUAUUCUGAAUUUUUAUAUAAAAUGUGGUUGAGAAGGUGUACUAAUAUAUAAUUUAUCUUAAUUUUUCUAACUUUUUAUGGAUAAUCUUUCUAUUCAUAUCACAUAAAGAAAUGCGUUGAAGCAUUUUGUAUAUGUUUUGAUUUAGUACCCUUGCCUUUUUCAUCCAAGGAAUUUUCAAGUCAUUCACUCUAACAUUGGUCUCACAUUUUCACUGUGAUAAUGAAUACUUGAAAUAGUUUUGUAAAGCUGUCAUUUAGUUCAGUAUUUAGUGAAGGGUCAGCUACUCUUAUUAGGAAAAAACAAUGGUGUAUUGGCCUUCUUUCCUAAUAUAUUCAAUUUCUUACAGAAGCAGAAUUUUAAUGUCAGUGCUACAGCUAGUCUACUACCAUCCAAAUCUGACAUCAGAAGUCUGCUCAGUGCAACACAGCUUCAUUAUUUCAGAGCUGAAUGGCUAUCCGUUCUAAUUUAUGCAGCAUUAUUAGUUUUUUCCCUUCAUGCUCGCUCUCGUGAAAAAAUGAAGAGCAAUACCUUGCACUCUCAUCUGCUGCAGUGACGGGCUGAUGCUUCGUUAGCAUGUCCACAGCAAGCAAGGCCAUGCCGGCCAAGAGAGUGCCUUACCCCGCAGUCCUUAUAACAGAACGGCUCUGGAAGCGGGUCUGUUGUGAAAGUUUAACUGAUGAAAGUGUACCUACUGCUUUAUACAGUUUUCUACUAGGGUAUGAUCAGCAAAUGUAUCAUGCCUCUGAAAAUUUCUGUGAUGCUGAAAAAUGCCUCUGAGUUUGCAGUUGGGAGUUUAUGUGAACAAUCAGUUUGCUUUUUGAAGUGUGAUGUGAUCAUUAGGGUAUUUUUUCAGUUUGUUGUGUUGUGAACCAAAUCCAUUGAACAAUUUAUGAAAUUUGGAAAAAACUGUCAAAUGUUUUAUCUCAGUAGACUAUAUAUAUAUUAUAUAAUAUGUAUUAAAUAAUGUUUUAUAUAUUUUUUUUACAUUUGUUAGGAAAUGUACUUUUUGUUUAGCAAGUAAACUUUUUGAUUAGGAAAACAGUUCUCCUUCUUUAGAUACAUUAGUAUAUACAAAUUUCCAAAAUUCAUCUCAGUUAAUAUCUUCCUUUAGGAUUCUUUGAUGGUAUAAAUUCUUCUAAAGUAUAUUCAGAGAUGCAGAUUAUUGUUAAACUAAGUUAGCCAUAUUUUAUACUGCUGCUAGCUUUUCACAUGAACAGUAUUCACACUUAACGGGUUAGGUGCUUAAACUUUGAUGAUCAUCUUUGUCUGGUGGUAGACACCAUACCCCGGGCUGCUGAAAUUUGUUUUCCCCUCAGCUAAGCUGUCACAUGGAAUGCUAGCCCGGAGGACUCAGAGGGUAGAGAAAAUACAUGGUAAUAAGCAGCAGGCACACUGUUCUUUUUCACAAUGAAACCAAACACCCAAGUAGCUGUAUGGAGGUUUGUUGUCCUAGAAUAGGAAAUUGGUAGCAAAAUGGAUCAUACCUUUUAGUAACUUUGGUAACUUUUAAACCACAUAAAUUUACAUCAAAGUCUUGGCUUCUCAAAGAUGAAUCAAAGCACAGUGUCGAGAUGAUGUCCCAUGACUUAGCAUCUCAACGUGCUGUAAAUUUUAAGAGAAAUUUUAUUUUCACAUUCUCAGGAAGUAUGGUGUCUUCUGCAGUGUGCCUUCAUGCUGCUGCCUGCAGCCUCUAGGGGAUCACUGGAGCCGCUGCCUGCAGCCUCUAGGCAAUCGCUGGAGCCGCUGCCUGCAGCCUCUGGGGGAUCACUGGAGCAGCUCAAGAAGUCUAUCCACAAGAUAUUUUACCCAUCGACACAACAGAGAUGGUUUUUACAUCAGACAUAUUUUAGGCCUUAUCACAUGGUAUAAAGUGCACAUUAUUUAGAAAACAGUCUACACUUAAGAGUUAUUUCUAUUAUAAAUGGUAUUCAUGACUGACUAGUUUAUACACAUGAGAUUCCUCCUAAUAUAAAAUGGAACAAUGCAGUUGAUUUCAUUUCCAUCUAGACCCCAAGCCAAAAAGAAUCAAUUUAUAGCAAAGUUCAUCUAUCUCAAUAAAGAGUCAUUGAACUUGAAACUGAAGUCCUAUCUGGUUCUGUAGAAACCAGCAGAGCUCUACUGAGGCAAGAAGUCCCAGAGGCCCUGGAAUUCUCCUAUAGCAAUGAGAGUAUAGUUGUGAUUAAGGGAAUGUGAACUUCUCCUGUAGGAAAGGUCUAAGAUAACUAGCUUUACUGAAGAGAAAAUAGCUUAAGGUGAUGUUGAACAGUUGGUAAUCGUUAAAAAUAUGCGUGCAUAUGCUUUUGGGAAACAAUGUGCCAACAUACUAAUGCACCUGAGGAUUCCUUGUGGACAGGUGAGCAUCCACAUUCAGCAUUCAGGGCAUGAUUGUUUAUAUACAGCUAAAUAUUAUAUAUAUUUUUAAAUAUACAAAUAUCCCAUAUCCAUAGAGUUGAUGUCCCUGGAUAAGUCAUUUAACUGUAACUAGUGUAAUAUAUGUGAUGUACUCAAGUAGAAUUUUUCCUUUUAUUAUUAGUUAAGCCUUGAUUAUGCAGUUUCCAUUUCUGUUUGAUAUUUGGAUAGUAUCAAAUAAAAUACUAUCCAAUACAUCAGGACUUUGUUUACUUUUAUCAUACAACUGCUGAACAUAGCUUUCUGAGGUAGAAAUCAUAUCAUAAACCCAGUACAGCAAUAGUAGCCUGAACCCUAGAUUCUAGAAUCUAGUAAAUUUAAUAUAAUAGCUUAUAAGGACAAGUUUUCUUUAAAAGAGCAAAUUGGAUAUUAACACAAAUUUAGAAAAGAAUUCAAAUUAGCAAUAAAAUGUUAGUGUAGCAUUAUAGACUAUGGCCAGGUACUGACUGCUUUGACCGUAAUAUCCCAGUGACCACAGAAGAUGAUCUUUGUUUUAAAGAGUCAUUUAAAUUUGUACUUAUUUUUAUGGAUAACAACAAGGGUCACAAUCCAGUGAUUGGGGUUGAUUUUUCAGAUGGGUAGCCAUGGAGUUAGGUAUAAUUAUUUUAAACUGGUAAAUAUUAAAGUUUUGAAAAUUGGUCUACUUAACACUGUACUUUUAUGACUUCUGAAACAAUACCCCGUUUUCCAGGAACCACAGGCUAAGGAGCCAAUAAUUUUAUAGUGAUGAGUCUUUAUACUACAUAUGGAAAAAGUAAUCCUGAGGUUUUCUGUAUAUAGCUAGCAGGUCAUUUCUUAAAUGUUUGAGUCAUCAUAUAUAAUAUAUAUAUACAGCUAUGUGUAUAAUAUGUAAAAUUCUCCCAAGAUAUAUGGAUAAUAACACUAAAAUGUCCACUAUGUAAUUAUAACUAAUGCUCUUACAUUUUUAAUUAUUUCCAAAUUCUUAGACAUUAUGAAACUUUUCACAUAGUUUCCAGAGGCUCUGGUUUUACUUUGAGGCAGAUACUAAUGCCCUUUCUGAAAAAUAUAUUUGGAAUUAAGCUCAGAAAGGUAUUCUAACUUAAUUUCCUUAGGGAAAAAGGACAGAGUCAUGGAUGGAAACCUCCUGGGAAAUACUUAUUUAAACCUUUAAAUGAAUUUGAGAUAUGGUUCAGGCUUAGAGAUUAUAGUACCUGCCCUUCUCUUGGAUUUGUUGUGAGAAUUCAUGUAAUAACAUCUGUAAUGGAUUUGGAGUUCUUGGGAGAAAUUCAGUAUUUUAAAUAAUAGGAUUAUUGUAUAUAGUACAAGUUAAUAUUCACAAACUUUAAAGAAUACAACUGAGUAAUAAUUCAUCAUAUCAUUUUUUACAUAUAUAUGUCUGAAGAAGAUAAUUCUAUAAUUUUCUUAAGGUAAGAUUAUUUUUAACUGCAUUUUUGCUAGCUUCAAGUUUCAUUUUUAAUAUUUUCCAUAAUUUAUCAUAUUACUUUGUGUGUUUCUGGAAUGACUUAGUACACAGAAUCAAAAAUGAGUCCUUAAAACACUAGAAAGUGAAGAAAUGAUGCUAUCUCAUUUCUAAGAUUAGGCUUUAAAAGCAUGAUUUCCACUACUUCUGCAGUACACUGCACUGUAUUCUUUAAAAUAGUCUCUCUUUUGAUAAAAAUAGAGCUGGUGCACUUCUACUGGCUGAGAUCCUAAUUAUGACUCCUGACCAUAUGACCAUUGAGAAAAUUUACAUCUCCCUUUUAAUAAUACACUUGUUAAAUAAGGCUAACUUAAUAUUUGUCUUCACCUUAAAUUAUAAGAAGUAAUUUAUAACUCUGAUGAGGUAAAUGGUAAAUUGGAAAAUCCUUAUCAAGCUACUUUAUCUGCUUAUUAUAUGUAUUCAUUUGCCCUUUUUAGUUCUUUUAAAGCGUACCUCUCCUGGAGGUAACAUAGUGAUAGGUGCACACCACUUAGAAAUUCUGCCUUCAGUUUUAAAACAGCUCUGAGGAUGUUGUUCCAUCCUGAAAGAGGUUGUGUUCUGGUCUCUUAGUGGCCUUGGUCAGGAGGUUUUGAGUUCAGAAUCCUUUUCUAAGUCCAGACCUUUAGGAAAUCCUCCUCCUCACCAACCAGACCACUCACAAGUCAAACAAAAUUUAAGUAAGCAAUCCAGUACUCUCUUACAUCUGAAGACACUCUGAUCUUUGCCCCUUAAAGCUGCUUACCUUAUUCUUCUGCCUGAAAUUUAUCACUGCAGCCCUAUUGUUUAACCCAUAGUAGUAAGUUUAAAAGGCAUUUGUUAAGGGGAAACAUUCAGUUACCUCCAGUUGGGGGACCACGGAUCCAACAGGACUGCCUUUUUUUUUUUAGUUUUGUUCUCUACCUGCUUCGGGGCCACUGGCUGAUACUGCAGUGCUCUGAGAAUCUGACUUGCCUCCAUACACCAAAGCUGACCAGAAGCAACAAUUCUUUUUUUUCCCCUACCAGCUUUAAUUGUUUUCUAAUCUCCAGCACAAACUGAAUGAACACAUCUACAGAUGAUGUAAAUGCCACUUACAACUUGGCAGAUUAAAUGACUUAAUGCUUGUAAAUCUGUCUUGAGUCUCAGUGAACAAGUACUGUCACUAACACAGAGCAAAAGCCAAAAGGUCUUAUUUUAAAAGUUGGGGAUGAAUAUCUUUAUUGCACUUCAGUCACAGCAAGCCAGGGUAGAAACAUACAAAUAUGACAUACCAUGCCUGAAACUUAACAUUCUUCACAUCAGUCAAGAAGGCCUGGGAGUUUGGAGGAUGAGGGAAACUCUGCUAUAUAUAUUAUUACCAACACUAAACCGUAAGUCAUUACCAAUUAAAAUAUGUGGUUCUUGUCUUAUUCUUAAAUACAAGAGGCAGGCAGUGAUUGAGUAACCUUACUUUGCAGACUUUGCAGAACAUACUUUGUUCUGAUAAACAUGGUCUAACUGAGAAAUGCCUUAGUCUUUGUAGUGGAACUUGAUUUGAGGAAUAGCUGAUCUCCAUCUGUAACUGAAAUACAAGGUAAAUACUUCUUUUGGCUGUGUGUUCUCUUUAAAAAAGAACUGCUGAUUCCUGUUUCUUCAGUAACAUUGAUUUUUAAGAAAAUGUUAUCUUGGAUUUUGCUAGAAGAAUGAACACUGGGGUUCAGCAUCUGGUAUAAUUUCCACAUGUUAUGUUAGCUCUAUUAAGAGCCCAUGAUGAAAAUUUGAUGUGAGGACUUUGGGCGUUUCCCCCCCCCAUUUCAUUUUGGUAUGUUUUUAUUUUGAACACAUAUGCAUGCUCUUUUUAACCUCUAGUCUGUGAAAUGAUGAUAGAGAUUUUUUUUUAAUGGAGGGCAAAAUACUUGUUAACAACCAAAAAAUUAAAGCUGAACAAGCUGCUAAAGGUGAAAAAGUUUAAAAAUAAAAUGAAUUGCUACUGCUUUCCAAGUAAUUGUAUUACUAGUACCUGUACAAAAGAAACAUUGCUGUCCUUGUAUAGAUAAAAUUUACCUGCAAUACAAUUAAGUAUUGACUUCUCAGCAACUGUCCCUGUAAAUUUUUCUUUUCACAUAUUAAUAUGUUGUCCAAAAUGAAAUUUACUGAAAUGUCCAAUCUGUGAGACUGCAUAGUCCUGGUAAAAUAUUUUUGUAUAUAUAAAGAAAUAAAUACUUAAUAUUGG